AUGCGUGUGUCAGUGGGAGACUACAGGGGCAGGACGGCGGUGGAGGGGGAAGCCUCCCUGAGGAUCAACCCUGUGAAGCUGAGCGAUGCCGGGGUGUACUGGUGCGUGCUGAGGAGUGGGGGGGUGGAGGUGGACGAAGACUCCAUCAGGGUCACUGUGCUGGCUGGUGGGAGGCGCCGCAGGAGCGCUCCACCGGGGGUGUUCUCCAGUCCCCCCUCCAGCCUCCCUACUUCUCCUGAACGGAGGUCAGAAGUCAGAGGUCACUCUGGGUCGCCUGCCGCAUCUAGGACAAGCAGCAGGCCAGGUUCCAGUGGGUCACUACACAGCAGUCACUCCUUACCAGGCUCCACACCAGACCUCAGCAGACCGAACAGAUCACCCAGUCCGUCUGUGGCCGCCACCCGGAGAGCUUUCGAGAGAAAAGUAGCGGCAGCAGGGCCAGGUCUCAGGACCCCCUCUCCCUCCCCCUCCCCCAAACGAUCCAGCCCCACCCCGGGGAGGGGAAGGGCCCCCAGCCCCGGCGGCAGCAUCGCGGUGAGGAGGAUUCCCAGCCCAGGGGGGAGCAGUUUUGUGGUAACCUCAGCACAGCCCUACUCCCCCAGGAGAGCUUCCUGGUCACCUAUGUCUUCACAAGAGCUCACCAAGUCUGCCACAAGCCCCAGAGAUGCCCCGCCGCCCCUCCCCACCCCUCCCCCUGAUGCGAGAAAGCAGCUUCGGCCGCUACGGGUCCCUGCUGACAACUACUCUGACGCCAUCGAAGGCCACACGGCACUCCUACGCCUCAGCAUCGUGGCCUCCAAAACCCCGCUGACGGAGGUGGAGUGGAGCAAGGAGAAGAAGUGGAGAGGCCGCACGCUGGUGUACGAGCGGAAGGGGCCGUCGCGGGUAAAGUCUAGCUCCUCUGGUGUGCUCGCCGGUCACGCUACCGCACUUGUGACCCUGCGGGUUGCCCAUGGGAACUUCCGAGGCAGAGCGUUUAUGGACAGUGACUUCGAGCCACACCUGCGCAUCCAGCCGUGCAAGUUCAGCGACACGGGCAUGUACUGGUGCAAGGUCACGUCUCAAGGUCGGGUUACCCUGGAGGAGAAUGUUCAUCUUACCGUGGACAGGGAGGGAUCGCCAAGGUCUCCAAGACAAACCUCCCCAGGUAGACAGAAAGUGUCCGGCUCCCCGAGGAGUGGGAUGUCCUCAGCCCGCAGUGAGUCCAGCCUGGUGGACGCAGCAAGGCUUCAGUUUGAGGAGUUGGCCUUAAAGUCCAGCUCAGAGACAAAACUCAACACCAGCACCAGCUUUGGUACUCCUGGCAGUCUUAAGAGAGAUUCCUACGUGAAAUAUCAGCAAGCCUUGAUGAGGAAGGAGAAGAAGGAGGAGACCAUGCAGAACUGCCGUGACGAGGACUCCAGUAGUGACAGCAGUAGUGAGAGUUCUGGGGCGUCUGACUCCACACCGGACACCGUGGUUGCUGCCAACGGACCUGUUAACGCAUUCAGAGAGGACUCAGGAUAUGAUAGCACCCAAACAUCCAGUACUUCAGGGUUGCUCACAACAAUCACACAGCUCAAAAGACAGUGUAUCAAGGGCCUUGGGAUUGAGAUGCUGAUGAAAGCCUACUCCAUCAUCGACUCAGGGGAGGAUCUAGAGAACCAGCUGGUGAACCUGAUGGGCAGAGCCAGGUUUGAGCUGUACGCAGACAAGGUGUGGCAGCUCCGCUUUCUGGAGAAAUCCCAGCUCAACAACGAGGCCAACUCUGACACCAUCCCUCUAUAAACCUGUAUAUAGUAGAGUGAAUUCAUUUCUAAAGCUAACAUCUAGCACACCAGCAUCCUUCAGUCGUUCUACAUUUCAGUAGGGGCAUUGUCAUUAAAUAGCUUAAACACUGUUCAGAGUUAGAUGUUCAAGUUUUAGUUGUAACAAGCUGUUCGG
Messenger RNA from Branchiostoma belcheri (Belcher's lancelet), 1923 nucleotides. RefSeq names its product serine/arginine repetitive matrix protein 2-like. Gene Ontology annotation, cellular component: external side of plasma membrane. Lineage: Eukaryota; Metazoa; Chordata; Leptocardii; Amphioxiformes; Branchiostomatidae. The transcript has 11 exons. Bases 1 to 1767 code for a protein of 588 amino acids. Gene Ontology annotation, biological process: immune response; T cell costimulation; positive regulation of T cell proliferation. The record is from RefSeq and is a predicted model, not a curated record.